Labeo rohita (rohu) is the source of this 1317-nucleotide messenger RNA. Its product is annotated as zinc-alpha-2-glycoprotein-like. Gene Ontology annotation, biological process: immune response. The transcript has 6 exons. NCBI's taxonomy places the organism in Eukaryota, Metazoa, Chordata, Actinopteri, Cypriniformes, Cyprinidae. Bases 1 to 1317 code for a protein of 438 amino acids. The record is from RefSeq and is a predicted model, not a curated record. Gene Ontology annotation, cellular component: external side of plasma membrane.
AUGACUAGAGGAGAUCUGCUGCCCAAUGAUGACAGGAUGAACCAGAUGAGGAAGAGUCUGGAGAUCAGUGCUGCAGACAAACACAAAUACACCUGCUCUGUCACACACCUAGGCAACAAAUGGGACACUGAUUUGGGUUCUCAUUCUUUAUGGGUGCUUAUAACUCAUAUUGAAGGAGAAACACCAUUUCCUGCAUUCAGUGGCAUAUUCAUGUUGGAUGACAUCAUAGUUGGUUAUUAUAAUUCAGAAACAAUGAUCUAUGUUGUGCGAGGAAAUACUACAAGUGAAGAUGAUGUGGUAGAUCCAGAUCACCUCGAUAUCAUAAGUGAGAAUGUGCUUGUGCAUAUUAAAACAAGAUCAAAAUAUCUGAGGUCUGACAACCACACAGAAAGUAAGUUCAUUUUUCAGAUAAUGAGUCACUGUGAACAGGGUGACAAUGAGAAACCUGGACAAAUGAUCACCAAGACUGCUUUUAGAGGUUCUGCUGUUGAUGAACUCAGAUUUUUUAAUGGCACAUUCACAUAUCAGAGUUCUUCAAAUUACACCGCAAUGGAAAUAAAACCCUAUCUAGAACUAUCUAUGUGGCAUCUUAAGAUAUUGUACUACCCAGCCUGUAUAAAAAUGAUGAAGAAUUACCUUACAAAGAGAGGAACUCAAGUUAACAGAAUAGUGAAACCCAGAGUCAGACUCAUCCAGAAAACCUCCUCAGAUUAUGGAGGGUUUUGCGUGAGUUGUUUGGCAACAGGAUUUUAUCCUCGUCACAUCAACCUGACUCUGUUCAGAGAUGGGCAGCCUGUAGCUGAACAUGAGAUCACUGGAGGAGAUCUGCUGCCCAGUGGUGAUGGGACAUACCAGAUGAGAAAGAGUCUGGAGAUCAGUGCUGCAGACAAACACAAAUACACCUGCUCUGCCACACACCUCAGUCUGGACAACAAACUGGAUGUCACUUUGGAAUUUGACCCUGGUGAACCAUUUAUAUUAGUGAUCCCCUCAGUGCUGAUAAUUUUGGCUUUGGUGUUGCUGUUUGGAACUGGAGUCGGUAUAUAUAAAUGCAGGAAGAGACAAGCAGGUCUUGAUGUUUAUCAGACUCUGGUUGUCUGUGAGCUGCUGGACCUUGACAAGCCUGGAAAGAUGCUUAUCAAAGAUGCUGUUGGAGGCUCUACCACAGAUGAGCUGUUUUACUUUAACAAUACGUUUACUUAUACUGUGAGUGCAAAUAUUACACAAGAAGUGCUCAAACCACACCGGAAAAAUUCAAGCUGGAAACUGCAGAGACGAUUAACCCAGUUUGCAUGUCAGCUCUCAGGAAUUAUCUAA